Molecule: messenger RNA, 507 nt
Organism: Hemisphaericaspora subhashii
Lineage: Eukaryota; Fungi; Ascomycota; Pichiomycetes; Serinales; Debaryomycetaceae
Exons: 2
Coding region: 1-507 (168 amino acids)
Source: RefSeq, a predicted model, not a curated record
AUGACCCUAAACACGAAGCAAAAGGCUGCUCUUGCUGGGUUAGCUAAGGAAGCCGGAUACGAUGACGUUGAAGAUUAUGCUGCGGAUCAUUUGAGUUCCAAUAAUAAAGAAACAGAAAAAGAAGCUUACCAAGAUGCUACUACGAUGGUUAGAAAAUUAAAUUCUUUAGGUACAAAUAAAAGUAAAUCUUUAUUCGCUGUUUUCGAUUCUGGAGCGAGCUGGUGCGUGGUUAAUUCCGUGGAAUAUUUGACUAACGUUAGAUAUGACUUAACCGCCUCACAAGCAUUGUUUUUCAAUGCUAAUGAUGAACCUCUUUUUGCAUAUGCCUUAGGAGACUUGGAACUAGACAUUAAAGGCUACAUUGUAAGUUUAAAAGAUGUUACUGAUGGUAUUCCACAUAAUUUGUGUUAUCAGUUGGUCAAAUUACAAAAUGUAAUGACAUUGGGAUUUAUUUUCAUGAUUGCCAAAUGGAUAUUUACAGAUAUAGUUCUAAGAAAAUAUUACUGA